AUGAUGCAGCAGUUUCUGCUCCUGGCCGGCUUGGCCAACCUGGCGAUGACCGCAGAGGACUGCUUCACCAAUGCACGCGGGACAUCAUGCGAUUCUGUGGUUCAUGAUAUGGAAGAAGACGCUAAGCAGGCCUUGGAUUCUACAAUUAUGGCCUGUCUGAAAGAAGUCAAAGGAGACAUGCAGGACGUGGACGACCUGAAACAAGCCGUCUGCAAGACGACGUCUAUGAGGAGGAAGUUCCUGGAGUGCUUCAAGAAUGACGUGGGUGGCGCGCUGAUCGAAAAUAGCAUCUUCAAUCAGCAGAGCCGCUCCAAGGGCAAGGAAAUUUUGAAAUGCUACGAAGCCGCACUGAAGUAG
Molecule: messenger RNA, 357 nt
Organism: Ixodes scapularis (black-legged tick)
Lineage: Eukaryota; Metazoa; Arthropoda; Arachnida; Ixodida; Ixodidae
Exons: 6
Coding region: 1-357 (118 amino acids)
Source: RefSeq, a predicted model, not a curated record